Messenger RNA from Saxophila tyrrhenica, 2652 nucleotides. RefSeq lists its product as uncharacterized. Gene Ontology annotation, cellular component: cytoplasm. The coding region runs from base 1 to 2652 and encodes 883 amino acids. The transcript has 3 exons. Gene Ontology annotation, biological process: protein phosphorylation; intracellular signal transduction. Gene Ontology annotation, molecular function: ATP binding; protein serine/threonine kinase activity. The record is from RefSeq and is a predicted model, not a curated record. Lineage: Eukaryota; Fungi; Ascomycota; Dothideomycetes; Mycosphaerellales; Extremaceae.
AUGGCCGCCGACAUCCAGAAGCACUUCAAGUCUCUCCGCGUCGACACCGGCCGCCGCAGGAGUCGCAAGGACCCCUUCGCCGACCCCUUCGAAGAUGAUAGCGACGACGACAAGCGCACCUCCCGCAGCCGCUCCAAGACGAAUAAGUCGCCGCCAUCGGCCGCUGCUGAGAAGAAAGAGAAGCCGCCGUCCGCGUUAGCCGCGCCCCCCGCCAAGAAUAACGUUUCUUCACUUUCUCACAGCGCUGCAUCGCGAAACAGCGAGGAUGAAUUCUUAGACGCCCCCAAGCGCACCACCGAUCGCCGCCCGAGUCCUGCCCCAGCGGAACUCGCAUCCCUACGUGUGAGCGACGGCGCUGGUAGGAGGGGGUCUCUGGAUCACGGUUUGCAGAGCAAAGGGCUUGCAGGGCGGGGUGUACAGACCAACAAGACCCCUCGAAGCGCAGUCGCGCUCGCGGCAGGGAACUUGGCAUAUCUGGACGACUCGGGAUCCGACGACGAACCGCAACGACCUUCGCGUGCCGAUCGCCAUCCCAGCCCAGCGCCGAGAAAGCAGUCGGAUUCUGUCGACCCGCUGCAGAGGUCAGGAACGCCUACGGGUGCGCGAGAACCUGCGAAAGAGCCCACACAGCCUUCACGUCAUACCGUCGCAUCGCCAUUUGCAGGCACAAAGUACCUCGAGGACAGCGAGAGCGACGGCGACUCGGACUCGGACUCCGAAGCCGUCACCUCGCGCUCCGGCAGCCUCGAAGGCCCCACCGCACCCGAAGCGCCCCCGACCAGCCCCGAGAAGGGCAAGCUCGAGGUGAAGCGCGUCGACAAGCCCAAGCAGCAUGGCGGCGGAGUCUCAUGGCGCGCCUUCUCCGCCGGACGCGCCGAGCAGCGCAGCAGCGAGAUCGAGGCACUCCAGACAAGCCUUAAGCAGCGUGGGAAGUCCAUCUCCUUCGGCACGCACGCCGUCACGGACGACGGAAACCGGGUCCCUAUCCCAGCUGCACCCGGGCAGAUCGUCGCUGCACCGGGAGCGCGAGGACGAGGACGCAAGGGACGGGGCAAGUCGCCCCCCAGAAGAGCGGAGGACACCAGGCCUGCGGAAGACGAGGGAGGGGAUGGAGGAGCUGCCGGGGUGGGUGUCUACGACCCAACGCAGUUCAAGACCAACCCCUUUACUGGUGAGCCCGUCCGGCGGACGUCCAGCGGCCGAGAUGGCAACACCUCCACCCAGCAACGCGGACAGCGAUCACCCGACAGCCUCAGCGGCAGCAUCCCUGACAUCCGCAUCAACAAUAUCGCCCAUUACACCGGCAGCUUGUCGAGCAAGAUGACCAUCUCGCCUCCACAAACGAUCCCUGAAGAGCAAAUCACCGACAAGCUGCAUUCGCCGUUGAUGUCACCUACCGAAGAGUACACCAACCCGCUAAGUCGGAAUUCAAGCGCGCGAUCGAUCCGUAUGACCGGCUCAAGAGCUACGAGAAUCCCAGGCGCCGGUUCACGACGUCAGUCACGACGAUCACUUUCCGCUAACCCAUCUCCUAGUCCAGCACACACAUUCUUAUCAUCAUGGAGUCGGGACGCUGGAGCUUCAGAGCCAGCACCUGAGCCGAAGCCAGACGACGAAGGCCAGGCGAUCGGUUUGAACAACGAGUACAUCAUAGGCCGAACGAUCAACCAAGGCGGCUUCGGCGUCGUCAAAGAGGUCCACGCCAUCAGCCCCUCUGGCGAACCCAUCCUGCGCGCCGUCAAAAUCGUCCGCAAAGCCAUCCCCGACCGCGACGAGUCCGAAAACGAAAAAGCACAACAAGAACUCGAGCACGAAGUCUCCAUCUGGCGGCACCUCAAGCACCGCCACAUCCUCGACCUCCACGCCGUCUACGAGACCGACUUUGCUACUUUUUGCAUGAUGGAGCUCAACGUCGGCGGCACCCUCUUCGACAUUGUCCGCAAAGCCCGCAUGGACGCCUCCUCCCACAACGGCCGCAAGGGUCUCGAGCCGAAACUGGCGAAGCACUACGCCUACCAGCUCGCCUGCGCAUUGCGGUAUUUGCACGAGGAUAUAAGAGUCUGUCACCGCGACGUCAAGCUCGAGAACUGCCUGAUCGACUUGUCCGCCCCGAACGCCGCAGCGGAAGGCGGGAACCUCCGCCUCUGCGACUUCGGGCUCGCGGAUUUCCUGCACAACGAAGGGAGUCUGGAUGGCGACGGCCUAGCCAUGCGUCUCAGCAGCCCCCUCCUCGCCGAGCCGCCCGCGCACGCACAGGCGCACCACCGCACCCAGAGCUCCGUCAUCGGCACGUUGGAAUACGCCUCUCCGCGCGGUCUGAGCGUGAACAGGAAACUCUUCGAGACGGCCGGCGACAUGUGGGCGUUCGGCGUCAUCGUCUACGCCUUAGUAACAGGCGAACUGCCCUUCCGGCACGCGAUGCCGAGUAAGACGGUCGAGAUGAUCAUGCAGGCUGCGUGGGACGGGGAGGCGUUGGCGCAGGCUUAUGGGGGCGGGAAGGAGGUGAGGGAGUUGGUGCAGGGGUGUUUGGAGAGGGAUGUUGAGGCGAGAUGGGGGAUUGGGGAGGUGCUUGGGGGAGCGUGGUUUGAGGGGAUGAGUGAAGAGGGAGGAGACCGUGUGAACGGGGAAGGGGGGCGAGAGGAUUGGCGGUAG